AGCGCCGCGCCUGGGACGCAAAGGAUGGCCGCGGCGGUGGAGGAGGCAAUGGAGAGCUACGUGUAUCCCUCCUACAACCCCUAUGCUUCCUACCGCUACCCGGCGCCCAAGGGGAAAGGGCCGGCGCCCUGGAGGCAGCGGGGCGGCUACUUCUCGGGCUACGGCGAAAGCGCGGCGGUGGCUGCCGCGGCGGCGGCCGAGUACUUCGACAACUACCAGCGGGCGCAGCUGAAGGCCAUCCUGUCGCAGGUGAACCCCAACCUGACGCCCCGCUUGCGCAAGGCCAACACCAAGGAGAUGGGCGUGCAGGUCAACCCGCGCCAGGACGCCGCCGUGCAGUGCUCGCUGGGGCCCCGGCCCCUCCUCCUGCGCCGCCGAGGCCCCCCAGCCGCCGCCGGCGCGCCCCCCGAGGCCGGCCAGCAGGGCAGCAGCCCCGUCAGCCACGUGGCCGCCCGCGCCCUCCGCUUCCCGCGCACCAUCGCCGUCUACUCGCCCGUCGCCUCCCGCCGCCUCACCACCUUCCUCGAGGAGCCCGAGCCCUCCGAGGCGCUCCCGGAGGAGGACCAGGCGCCGCCCGCAGCCCCCCGCCCCACCGGCGACAAGCCCCCCGCCAGCAGCCCCACCGCGCCGCAGGAACAGCAGCCCCCGAAGGAGGAGGGAAAGGAGGAGCCGCGCCCCGACGGCGCGCCCGAGAAGGCCUGCAAGGAGCAGGAGAAGCGCGACGCCGAGGCCGCCAAAAAGGAGGAGGAGGAGGAGGAGGGAGAGGCUGAGCAGAAUAAGACCCGCGUGCGCUUCCAGUUCCUAGAGCAGAAAUACGGCUACUACCACUGCAAGGAUUGCAACGUCCGCUGGGAGAGUGCCUACGUGUGGUGCGUUCAGGGCACAAACAAGGUUUAUUUCCGGCAGUUCUGCCGAACUUGCCAGAAAUCAUACAAUCCCUACCGUGUGGAGGAUAUCACCUGCCAAAGCUGCAAGCAGAAACGGUGCACUUGCCCUGUGAAACUACGUCACGUUGAUCCCAAGAAACCUCACCGCCAGGACCUCUGUGGAAGAUGCAAAGGCAAACGUCUCUCGUGCGAUAGUACAUUUAGUUUCAAAUAUAUUAUUUGAGCAGGGGAUUUUUUUUUGGGGGGGGGGAGUGCAUGGAAGAAUUCUGAAUAUGAAAAUGCCAGGAGCAGAGAUUUUGUUUGAAAGUUGCAGGCUGUAGUAAUGGAUGGCUUGCUGGUAAAGCUGUAGUAAAGCGACUGCAAAUCAUAAUGCAACCUAACGUCUACCUCAUCUGUUAAUUGUAUUAAGAAUGGGAAGGAAUCUACUUGGUAUUCUGGGACAAAAUAAGACUCCUUAUUGUAUCAAGGCUUUGAAAAGCAAAUCCAGCAGUUUUUGUUUUGGGAAAGGAGCUUAGUUAAAUUAGUCCUAUCCUAUGGUAUAGAGAAUGUGCAGCAGUUUUCUGCAUGUUAGUUUUUAUGGAGACGUUUUUUUCUUUGCAAUCUAGCACACCCUAAAUGGUCCAAUACUGGGAACAGGAAUGAAAUUUUCAUUGACAGUCUUCCUAAUUAGGCAGAUGAAGUCAUGGGAAUCUUGAUUUAUUUGUGGAAAUGCUAAAUCUGAAGCCUUAAAUGUGGUUGAUACGGAAAGGGAGGAGUAACCGUGAAUUGUCUAAUGUUUGAAACCAGGGGUGCAGCUAUGCCACCUUGUGAACAGCUGUGUAGUAAUGGAGCACAGGUGUUUGAGGGGUGUUGGAUAAAGUGUUCCUGAGCCAGCAGAUUGGAUUAGAGUUGGAUGUGUAACUGUGGGUUACCAUUAAGCAUAAAUAGGUAUGUUAUACAUUAUCUCAGAAGCUGACCGAUUGAUAGUUGAAGAAAUUGUUUACUUGUUGGUAAGUGCUAGGAUAAGUCUGAUGCAUCUAUGUCUCCAGAUGUUAACUUUUUUUGUCCUGAGCCAUGAUGGUGAAUGUCAGUCUUGAAGUUCUUGAUAAACUCGUACCUGAUAGCUAAAUAAAGUGAUCGUGCCUGUA
Molecule: messenger RNA, 2014 nt
Organism: Heteronotia binoei (common prickly gecko)
Lineage: Eukaryota; Metazoa; Chordata; Lepidosauria; Squamata; Gekkonidae
Gene: ZAR1
Product: zygote arrest 1
Exons: 4
Coding region: 25-1110 (361 amino acids)
Biological process (GO): translation
Cellular component (GO): cytoplasm
Molecular function (GO): mRNA base-pairing post-transcriptional repressor activity
Source: RefSeq, a predicted model, not a curated record